This is a messenger RNA of Prorocentrum cordatum, 429 nucleotides long. NCBI's taxonomy places the organism in Eukaryota, Dinophyceae, Prorocentrales, Prorocentraceae. The record is from the annotation of a GenBank genome assembly.
GACGAGGAGGAACGAGGACGGGGGGAGGUAAGGAUGGCGCGGGGAGCGGCAGCCAGGGUCUUCUGGUUCGUCGGCCGCGCGCCGCCCGCCAUGGCGCAGCACCGCCCGCCCUCGGUGGCGGCCCGCCGCAACGCCCGCCGCGCGCCUUCGGCGCAGUUGUCGCCCUCGGCCGCGGCCAGCGUCUCGGCGUCGGCCCGCCUCUCCGCGGCCGCGCCCCUCGCCGGCGCCGAGGCGCCUCGCGCCGAGGGCGACGCGGCGGCCCGGAGGCCUCCGACCCCCGUCGCCGGCGCGGCCUUCGCCGAAGGCGCCCCGCCGCCGGGCGAGGGCGCGGAACAGCCCAGGCCCCGCCGCGACCUCCGCAGGCUUCCUCGACGGGGACGGUUUGUGCAUAGAUCGCCUGGUCGAGGCCGUGCGCAAGAAGCAGUCUAA